ACAUCAUUCUUCAUCCAAGACCUGAUCCCGUGAGACUUUUCUUCGCCGGUUCUGAACAGCAUACAGGACCUGCGUAGAGAGAAGGUGAUCUGAACGACCUAGUUUGUUUUAAUCUCUUGAAACGUGGUCCCGGUGAGUUAUUAUGUCCCGAUUGCAAGUUGAUACGAGGAUUUGAGACUUGUGAACUUUGCCACUGAAAUGACUGGCGGUGCUUCAUAUGACGAGCCACCUGCGCGGUUGGGCCCUCGUAUGGACUCGCAAGAUACACUGGGGACAAUAAGCAAGUGGCUCGACGACUGCGUCCAAAACCAUCGCGAGUGUAGAGUCUUCUAUAGCCAUUCGACUUCGCUACCUUCUAGGCUAAUUGAUGUUGGAGACCCCGGCAGCUACUUGUGGAAGAUCAUCACCACCGAGGAACACAUAACUCCUCUCAAUUAUCGAGGCUAUCUCACAUUGAGCCACCGCUGGGGCUUUUCGCCAUCCGUACAGCUCACAUCGGACACGCUUCCCACAUUCCGAAACUACACAGCUAUCGAGAAUCUCCCCAAGACUUUCCGCGAUACCGUUACUUUGGCACAUCACUUGAAUAUUCGUCACAUCUGGAUCGACUCACUAUGCAUCCUUCAAGAUAGCUCAUUUGACUGGAAGAAAGAGUCUUUCAGAAUGGACCACGUAUACUCCAACUCCACCUGCAACAUCGUUGCAGCACACUCUGAAGGAUCUGACGGUGGUCUCUUCGCAGUGAGAGACCCAUCCGUUUUGGAAACGUUUGUUGUUUGCUCAGAGAGGACGGAUAUCCCAUCCGGCGAGUACACCGUCUGGGAUCACACGUCCAUCUUAAACGACUACAACAGAGCUCCGCUGUACAAGCGCGGCUGGGUCUUUCAAGAGCGCCUACUGCCCAAAAUAACUCUUCAUUUCCGGCAAAUACCAAGUCUUUUGGAAAUGUUCAAGGUGCUUUGCCUGCGAGAGCUUGCCCGACGGCAUACCAGUGGUUCCAGACAACGAAGUGCGGACCCAUCGCCAGGUGAUUCACCAGAGGAUGACGAUUUUUUUCGCAGAUAUCUGGGAGCACCUGGUUGAGGAGUACUCGGGCUGUAGCUUGACCUACGAAAAGGAUAGACUCGCAGCCUUGAACGGAAUGGCAGGCCUCUUUUCUGAUGCCUCUUUGAGUAGAUACAUCUCCGCUACCUGGAACAUACGCAUCGCCCGACAAAUCUGCUGGAGCUUGAACCCUGCAGCGGAAAAGAAGCCCCGACCUAGUCAUCCCGUGCCAUCUUGGUCGUGGGCAUCCGUGCAAGACAAAGUCUCAAUCAAGGCCAUCAUGAAUAGCGAUGAGAGUAUCCUACACCUCGCGCGUCAUUUUUACCACAGUGCCCAUGACAGCACUCCCGCAGGACGCCGGAUAC
This is a messenger RNA of Colletotrichum phormii, 1409 nucleotides long. RefSeq names its product heterokaryon incompatibility protein-domain-containing protein. NCBI's taxonomy places the organism in Eukaryota, Fungi, Ascomycota, Sordariomycetes, Glomerellales, Glomerellaceae. Bases 199 to 1083 code for a protein of 294 amino acids. The transcript is spliced from 2 exons. The record is from RefSeq and is a predicted model, not a curated record.